AUGGAGGUGUCGGAAGACGGGCAGAGGGGUUUGCACCGCUUAGCGGAUCCGGCCCGGUUUGGCCCAAAGGCCUUCAGCGCUGUUCUCCGGGGGGCCCUCCAAAGCCUGGUCCGGGGCCCCGCCGCCCACUGCGCUCUAGAUGACACAGAGCUCCGACAUAUUGCCCCAUCUGUAGUAAAAGAAUGUCACUCCGCAGUGGCUGCGUGUGUCCUGGAGGCUGUGAAGCACAAUGUAGACAGAGCAGCCCUCAGCACCUUCCUGGAGGACUGCAAGUUCGAUAAAGAAAAGGCAGAAGAGUUUUGGACUGAAUAUCAGAAACACAAGGAACCUCUGGAGAUCCUCCUAGGAAAUAUAGGCAGAUGUCCCCCACACGUGUCAGAUGUGUCCUGGCGUCUCGCAUAUGAGAUAAAGACCAAUCAGCUGCACAAAACCUACCGGCCUUCCUAUUUUGUGAAUUUCAGUUUAGAGACUUUGGAUCCCAACCAGGCCCAAGAUGUUAGUUUUAAUUGCUCAAUGGAACAACUGCAGGAUUUAGUAGGAAAACUUAAAGAUGCAGCUAAAAGUCUGGAGAGGACCUCUCAGAUGUGA
Messenger RNA from Staurois parvus, 588 nucleotides. NCBI's taxonomy places the organism in Eukaryota, Metazoa, Chordata, Amphibia, Anura, Ranidae. The record is from the annotation of a GenBank genome assembly.